This is a messenger RNA of Ectocarpus sp. CCAP 1310/34, 903 nucleotides long. The record is from the annotation of a GenBank genome assembly. Lineage: Eukaryota; Phaeophyceae; Ectocarpales; Ectocarpaceae.
AUGGGUCUCAUCCAGGUUGUGUGCAUGGGCUACAUAGCAGCCGUCGCUCGGAGCCAAGAACUUCAGGAGUGCAACGUCGCCAACAGGUCCCUUACCGUUGGCAGCACCGGAGACGCGGAUGAUCUGGCAAACUCCGUUAUAUGUUCGAACGGUGACUUCAAUGUACAGUGGGAUGAGGAAGUUUUCGUGACAACAACAAUCCGCGUCAGCGAUGGCACAUCGCUCAACAUCACUGGGACUGGACCAGGCGCAAUCGCGGAUGGGGGUGGCAGUACGCAACUCGCUUUGUCUGGUGGGGCUAUCUCGGCGGCUUACUCUAGCGUUUCGUUAAGCGGAAUCACAUCGUUCAGCUCCAACUCCGCUAACUAUGAUGGAGGUGCAAUUUACGCGUAUGCUUCGAACGUGUCCUGGGAUGGCGACGGCACCCAGUUCAGCUCCAACUCCGCUUACGAUAAUGGAGGUGCAAUCUACGCGUUGGAGUCGAACGUGUCCUGGGAUGGCGACGGCACCCAGUUCAGCUCCAACUUCGCUAACAAUGAGGGAGGUGCAAUCUACGCGUUGGAGUCGAACGUGUCCUGGGAUGGCGACGACACCCAGUUCAGCUCCAAUUCCGCUUACUUUGAGGUGCAAUCUUCGCGUCUCCUUCGAACGUGUCCUGGGAUGGCGACGGAGCAUUCACCUAUCGGUUGGGNCGUGGAUUCACCAGUAGUAGGUCACGUGGCUUCAACAACGCAAUCAUCCGCAGAUGUUGGUGCUGCUGAGAGCGGUGGGUUUCCGACUCAGGGUCACGCUCGGGCCUUGGCUUCCGGCGGUGACCGCCAGCCGGAGCUCCGGCGUGCGGAUGACCAAGUCCAGGCCCACGUUAUGUCGCGUUUGGCCCAUACAGUUGGCGCCCGCAGUUAA